CCCAAAAUUCAGUUGAUUUAGGGUUUCACGUACAACUAUGUCGAUGCCGUGUGAUUGUGGAAGGACUGUAAAGGAAUCUCCACCGGAGAAGAAAUUGAAACUGGAUGCGGAGGUUGAUGGAGAUCAAAACGGGAAUGAAGAAUCUUCCGGUUAUGAUUCCGAUGAUUGGACUACUUGGCCAAAUAAGGACGCCUUUAUCAAGUACUUUCAACAAGUAAACGAGAGCGAUGGCUUUGACUUUGACGAAUACCCUGGGUCGUCCAUGUAUACACCCAUCCGCCCCCUUCUAAAAUUUGAAGGAUUACCUAAGUUUGCUGAUGAAAUCAAGGGUUACGCUUCAAUGGCAAUCAAGCAUUACUUUGGCGAUGAUGGGAAGGAACGCAAUGUUACGAAGAUUGUAAAGAUAAAUGCAGGUGGUCCUCGUGACGUUACCUAUUACAUUACCUUUAGAAUUGAUAAUGAAGGGAAGGAAGAAACUUUUCAAGCUAAGGUGCAACUCCCAAUUGGGGGAACAAUAGAAUUUCCAAUUUGCAGGCGCAAGGAUUAACUUCUCCCCUCAUGUACAAAAACUUUGGUCUCCGGUUUACUAUAGUGAAUUAGUUGAAGACU
Molecule: messenger RNA, 609 nt
Organism: Solanum tuberosum (potato)
Lineage: Eukaryota; Viridiplantae; Streptophyta; Magnoliopsida; Solanales; Solanaceae
Exons: 3
Coding region: 38-547 (169 amino acids)
Source: RefSeq, a predicted model, not a curated record